ACACCAGUCACCUUGCGAGUGUCAUGGUAGAAGAACGCUCUCUCUCCGUUCGCCUCCCUCGCCCCCGGACGUCCAUGCGCGCGUGUGAGUGACUUGUGCGCGCCGUAUGAGUGUGUGUGCGGGACAGUGUUGCAGAGAGAAAAAAAAACACAAAAAAAUCAAAACAAAAGAAAACAAAAUCGAAGACAGCAACAAUAAAAUAAACGAACGAACUAAGCUAAAAACCUGGUAGACAGGUAGACGGGUAGAGAGGGCGGGAGAGGCCCGUCGAGGAGUCAAGUGUGUUGGAGACUGCAACGCGUGUCCACCAUGCCGUCCUACUCCUAUAAAGUCAAUGACCCCAUCAGCCCCAUCUCCUACAAGCAGCGCCACGGCGGCAGCGGGAGCAGCGGCGGCGGCGGCGGCGGCGGCGGAGGAAUGUCGGAGCCGCGCGCCUCUCACCAGAACGGACACACGUCGAGCAGCGCCAACGGCCAGGACGAGCGCUGGCGCCAGAACUACGUGCCGACGCCCUAUGAGCCAUACAAGGCGACCUCCACGAGUCCCGGCGUGGCGAAGGUCGAGACCGGAGGCGAAGGCGUGGAGGACGAGGAGCGCGGCCACUGGGGAUCCAAGGCCGAGUUCCUGCUUUCCUGCAUCGGCCUCUCCGUCGGCAUCGGCAACGUGUGGCGGUUUCCCUACCUGGCGUACGAAAAUGGCGGCGCUGCGUUCCUGUUCCCGUACAUCAUCCUCCUCGUCCUGAUCGGAAAGCCCAUGUAUCUGAUGGAGACGGCGCUCGGACAGUACUCACAGCUCGGGCCUAUGAACGUGUGGCGCUGUGCCCCCGUUAUGCAAGGCGUCGGCAUCGCUAUGGUUAUCCUGUCUCUCAUCACAGCCAUUUACUACAACCAGCUCAUGGCCUACACGCUCUUCUACAUGUUCGACUGUUUCGCCUCCGAUGUGCCGUGGGCGAGCUGCGACGCCGAAUGGGCGGACGAUAACUGCUUCGCCGUGGGCGGCAUCUACCCGUGCGCGCGCUAUAACCUCACCGGCCCCACGGACACCAUCAACUGCACGCUCAAGAACGAGUCGUCGGCCGUGCAGUUCUGGGAGAGAGGAGUCCUUAACAUCGACAAGUCAGGAUUGAAGGAAUUCGGCCAGAUCGGAGACAUCCAGGUGAAGCUGACCCUCUACCUGCUCCUGUCCUGGGUCAUCGUGUUCCUGUGCCUCAUGAAGGGCAUUAAGUCGUCAGGCAAGGUCGUCUACUUCACCGCCACCUUCCCCUACAUCAUCCUCGUGGCUCUGCUCAUCGUCGGCGUCAUGCUCGAGGGCGCCACCAAGGGCCUGACGUUCCUGUUCGUGCCCAAGUGGGAGAAGAUCCUGGACGUGCACGUGUGGCGAAAGGCGGCCGAGCAGAUGUUCUUCUCGCUGUCCGUGUCGUGGGGAGGACUCAUCAUGUUCGGAUCCUACAACAAGUUCCGCAACAAGGCUACACCAGGUUGCAAGCCAGGUCACAUACCAGAUUGCAAACCAAGUCACACACCAAGUAACACACCAGAUCCCACACUAGGUUACACACCAAAUAACCUACCAAGUGACACACAAGGUCACAAGCUAGGUCACUCAUUAGUUAAAAAGCAAUAUCACGAACCAAGUCACACAACAACUAACCCACUAGCCCCCGUCCCCGUUGCAGGUCCCGGCCUCGCCUUCAUUGCAUACCCGGAGGCCAUCUCGCGCACGCUCCCCUUCCCGCAGAUGUGGGCGUCGCUCUUCUUCUUCAUGCUGUUCACACUCGGCUUGGACUCCGAGUUUGCGCUCCUGGAAACGGUACUGACGGCCCUGUACGACACCUUCCCGAGCACACGCAACCAGAAGUUCAAGCUGACCGCCCUGCUCUGCGUGUCGUGCUUCCUGAUGGGCAUCCCGAUGUGCGCCACCAUGGGCCAGUACAUCUUCUACCUGGUGGAUAGCUUCGGCGGCGGCGUCGGCGUGCUCCUGAUCGCCAUCCUAGAGCUGGUCGGCCUGCACUGGGUGUAUGGCGUGCGCAGGUUCAGCGAAGAUCUCAAGUUCAUGCUGGGCUACAACCCGUCCAUGUUCUGGAAAGUCUGCUGGGUAUUCAUCGCGCCCGUGACGCUCAUUCUCAUGUUCAUCUACUCGGCGGUCACGUGGACUAACCCGAAGUACGGCGACGUCGAGUACCCCGACUGGGCGAUCGCCAUCGGCUGGUUCCUCGCCGCUGUGUCCGUGGGCAUGAUCCCUCUCGUCUUCGUCUUCGUCGUGCUGAAGAGGCUCUUCACUGGGAACAUCCGGCGAGUGUUCGCUCCCGCCGAGAACUGGGGCCCCGGCGACCCCGAAGCCCGCCAGGAACUGCUGGCCCUCAAGCAUGGUUUCAACAUGAACGAGACCAAAUUCGGCAUCGACAACCCCGCGAUGGAUCCACGAUACUAUCCUCAGUAAUUUGGGGAAAAGAUGUCAGAAGCAAAUUGAUUUUAGAGUCACUUUUUACAAAUCAUUUGAUACUAGAUUUUUUUCUUCACAAUUUCGACUUUCGUGUGAGGUGUAGGCCUGGUUGAAGGAUGUCCCAGCCUACUUUGAUUGGAGGGUUUUAGUAUUAUAACCAUGAAAAAAGUCUUACGUUGUGAAUGAAUCGUUAAGAUUUUGCACCUGGGAUAUAUCAUGUUGUUGGGAGCAAAGCAGACAGGAACGUUUGCUUUAUCUACACGAAUCAAACUCUAACGCAUAUUCAACCUCUACUUUCGUAUAAUGUCAUUUUCUGAUGCGCUCUCUCCCAAACUGUCCCAUUAUAGGUUAUAAUAAACUAUUAUCAGACCUCGAGAACCUCACGUUACAUAUAUUAUACUUAUAUCCCCCUGUAGUCAGACACCAACACACAUUCUCUCACACCCACGCCUUCUUCGGCUCUCCCCUCCACACUUGUUUUCGUAAGUGAAACCUUCCUUAUUCGCACGUUUUCCGCGAAGCUCAAGUACAGUGUCAGGUCUUCCGUCCCCUUUUUUUUAGUUUGAGUGAAAUUAUAUCAAUACAAGGCCUAUAACGAUUGAAAAUAUGUAUAUAUAAUAUGUAUAUAUAUGUAUAUGUAUAUGUAUAUAUAUAUGUAUUUAUAUAUAUAUAUAUAUAUAUAUAUAUAUAUAUAUAUAUAUAUAUAUAUAUAUAUAUAUAUA
Molecule: messenger RNA, 3164 nt
Organism: Penaeus indicus
Lineage: Eukaryota; Metazoa; Arthropoda; Malacostraca; Decapoda; Penaeidae
Product: sodium-dependent proline transporter-like
Exons: 15
Coding region: 310-2439 (709 amino acids)
Biological process (GO): sodium ion transmembrane transport
Cellular component (GO): plasma membrane
Molecular function (GO): L-amino acid transmembrane transporter activity
Source: RefSeq, a predicted model, not a curated record